This is a messenger RNA of Cuscuta campestris, 1819 nucleotides long. The record is from the annotation of a GenBank genome assembly. Lineage: Eukaryota; Viridiplantae; Streptophyta; Magnoliopsida; Solanales; Convolvulaceae.
AUCAGCGCUCAUCCACCAUCUCCUGAGCUUCAACAGGACCUCCCAAGCUCAAUCCCUCAUCCAGCAGCUUCUCGCCGGAAAAAUCACUUCCCCCCAUUUCACGGCCUCUUCUCUUCUUCAUUAUCUCAUCGCCCACACUGGGUUCCCCCUUUCUGCUUCCCUCUGUGAAUCCAUCGUCUCUGCUCACGUGCAGGCCCAGUUACCAGAUCAAGCCGUCUUCUUCUUCAGCCAUAUGAAGGCACCCAACUCGAAUGCUCUCAACUGUCUUCUUGAUUUCCUUGUAAAGAGUGGGAAUUAUGUGAAGGCUUUGGGGGUUUUCGAGGACUCGAAGAGGAAGGGCUUGGCCUUGGAUCUGUACAGUUUCGGGAUUGUGAUCAAGGGCUGUUGUGAGGCUGGAGAUUUGAGUAAGGGGUUUGAGGUUUUUGGACAGUGUGAGGCUAUGGGUUUGUGUCCAAAUGUUGUCUUGUACACUACUCUGAUCGACGGGUGUUGUAAAAAUGGCAAUUUAAAACAGGCAAGGGAGUUGUUCGAUAGAAUGCCACAGUUAGGGCUUGUUCCGAAUCAGUUCACUUAUACUGCUCUUAUCAAUGGGUGUUUCAAGAAUGAGGCAAAAAGAGAUGGGUUUGAGCUCUAUGAGAGGAUGAAGCUUGACGGUGCGUACCCAGACACAUACACAUACAGCUCCAUGAUCAAUCUCCACUGCAAUGAGGGACGAAUAGAUGCUGCUUUUCAACUGUUUGACGAAAUGCGCGAGAGAGGGGUUGUAUGCAAUGUUGUGACGUAUAAUACCUUAACUAGAGGAUUAUGCAGGCAGGCGAGAAUGGCGGAUGCUGAGAGAUUGGUUACCCAGAUGAAGAGUGAUGGAUUUGCCCCUAAUGUGAUCACUUUUAACAUCCUAAUAGAUGGGUAUUGCAAAUCCGGGAAGAUAGAGAGAGCACUGAACUUGUUCAAUCAUGUAAAGUCCUGUGGCUUAUCCCCAUCAUUAAUCACAUACAACUCUCUCAUCGCAGGUUUAUCUAAAUCACAUAAGCCACACAGAGUUCUUGAUUUAGUCCGUGAGAUGGAGGAGAGAGGUGUCUCUCCUUCAAAGGUGACAUACACGAUUCUGAUUGACGCUUUUGCCCGAUCUAACAACAUGGAUAAAGCACUUGAAAUGGUUUCUUUCAUGGAUAAAGCCGGUUUGGUUGCAGAUAUGCACACAUAUGGUGUCUUGCUACGUGGUUGGUGUGAUCAAGGCAAAAUGAAGGAGGCAUCAAAGCUAUUCAAAUCAAUGCAGAUGGAACCCAACAGUGUCAUGUAUAAUACAAUGAUCUAUGGGUUCUGCAAAGAGGGAAACUCAUAUCGGGCCUUGAGGCUGCUCAAGGAAAUGGUUGACAAUGGAAUGGUUCCAAAUUCUGCUAGCUAUCACUUGACUAUAGAGGUUCUUUGGAACGAUGGGAAAUGGGCCGAUGCUCAAAUUGUUUUAAACAGCAUGAUGAAAUUUGGCGUGAAGCCUAAGGUUUCCCUAAAUGACAUGAUAAGUACAAGCAAAAAGGUUCAUAUGGAUUAAUGCUUUUGAGGGAAUUUUUGCAGUUCUAGCAUGGCAUUGGGGCCAUGUCAAGAAACAUAAAGCUGACAACAUGAUGCAGACAACAUUUUCACAAAGGUGGUAGCUAGAAGUAGAGGAUGUUUGAGAUUGUGUUUGAGAACAACCUUCAAGCUUCAGCUAAUGGAUUAUGAAUUAAAAAGUGCAAAUUUCUACUUAUUACUUCUACUUUUUCAAGAAGUCACGGCACUCCCAAACACCUUUCUAGUGAAUGAAUGAAGUAACAGAUCCCGU